This is a messenger RNA of Procambarus clarkii (red swamp crayfish), 432 nucleotides long. NCBI's taxonomy places the organism in Eukaryota, Metazoa, Arthropoda, Malacostraca, Decapoda, Cambaridae. The record is from RefSeq and is a predicted model, not a curated record.
AUGCUUUCCGCGAAGCUGCCGUCUCACAAAGACGCUCAGAGCCGCAGCGGUGGCCCGGCGUCGCUGUCCCCGCUACGGUCUGUUGGUCUGGCGCACCUUCCUCGCCGCCCCCACCCGCCCUCACCUCGCACGCCCGCACGCCCUCACCCCGCACGCCCUCACGCCCUCACCCCGCACGCCCUUACCCUCACCCCGCACGCCCUCACCCUCACACCACACGUCCUCACCCCGCACGCCCUCACCUCGCACGCCCGCACGCCCUCACCCUCACCGCGCACGCCCUCACCCUCACCGCGCACGCCCUCACUCUCACCCCGCACGCCCUCACCCCGCACGCCCGCACCUCGCCCGCCCAUAUCCACCCACACCAUGCAUACCGCUGUCCGUACACCCACCUACCCUCACCUUGCACCCACGCUCAUGACAUCCUGA